Ambispora gerdemannii is the source of this 1020-nucleotide messenger RNA. The record is from the annotation of a GenBank genome assembly. Lineage: Eukaryota; Fungi; Glomeromycota; Glomeromycetes; Archaeosporales; Ambisporaceae.
AUGAAUAAAUGUAGUGCUUGUGCUCAUUAUUAUCCAUCUGAAUCUUUCAUAUUCAAAGGAAAAUCUUACAAAACAUGUAUAAAUUGCCUUACCUCUAGAGCUGAAAAGAGAGCUACAAACAAAAAAUUGGAUAAUAAUAAUACAGAAACUAUUUUGGAAUCAAUUUCGCCACAAGCUCUUAGUGAUUAUGUAGCAGGGCUUCUCUCCAAUUUAAACCUGAUGAUCUUAAGAAUAAUUGUAGAUAAAAUACUAAUUUUGGCUGGAACUAACAACAAACAUGCUGGGUGGUCGAUUCACAACUGUCGAAGGCGUGUGCCGUUUGCAGUGGAGAUUCGGUUCAGGAAGAGCGCCAUAAGGCGCUCAAACUCUAACGGUUCUGACCGUUCAAUUGAUACUUCCUCCCCGCCCGACACUCCAAUACACACUAUUAAUCCCGCACUCCCGAAUCCCUCAACCACAACCGCCACUACCAACACAGCAACAAAUCCCAGAAACCAAUCGAAGAGAAAACAAACAUCAAACUCUCAAAAUGGCUCGGGUGAUAACAACAACAACACAGCAGGUAGUGAACCGCAAAUAGACCCCGACAUUCCUCCAGACACAGACGAGUGGGGAAAUACGCCCGGAAGUAAAAAAAAAAGAUUUCGAGCGAGAGACGACGAACCGAUUUUGUAUCAGGAUAAAUUUGUGGCUAUAUCGGCUACUUAUUUGUACAUAUUGAAUUAUUAUAUGCCGGAUGCGAAGGAUAAAGCUAUCUCAAUGACUAGUAUUCGUAAUGUCCAGACAGAUCGAGAAGCGAGAAUUUCAGAUAUGGCAUAUCAAAAGUGGGGUUCGGGCGGGUUCGAUCUUUGGUGGGCUCGUGAUCUUGGUAGAUGGAAAAAUCAUGACUUGUGCGUAAUAGUGACUGUAGAUCGUGAUUGGGUGAAAAGAAAAGGGUUCACUUUAGAACAUGUUGACGGACUUAAAAUUCUAAAGAAAACAUGGCGAAAAGCAAAAGGCAUCUCAGAGCAGGAUAAUUAA